AUGCCGUCAAAAGCCGUCGUUUUAGCGGCGGUCUUGUGUUUGAUUUCUCUGUCACCGUUUGCCGUCGGAAUACGGACGGGUCCGGGGAGGAUCACGACCGGAGGCGGCGGCGGACAUGGGCGUAAUAAACUGGGUCCGUUCAUGGAGGCUCCGGAAUACAGAAACGGCAAGGAGUGUGCGUCGUCGUCAGUGAACAGAGAGAACUUCUUGUCGUCUACCAACGACCCAUCUCUCGUCCACAUCGCGAUGACUUUGGACUCAGAGUACCUCCGUGGCUCGAUCGCAGCCGUCCAUUCCGUUCUCCGCCACGCGUCGUGUCCGGAGAACGUCUUCUUCCAUUUUAUCGCCGCCGAGUUCGACUCGGCGAGCCCGCGUGUGCUGAGUCAACUCGUCCGGUCAACUUUCCCGUCGCUGAACUUUAAAGUCUACAUUUUCCGGGAAGACACGGUGAUCAACCUGAUAUCGUCGUCGAUCAGGCAAGCCCUGGAGAAUCCGUUGAACUACGCUCGGAACUACCUCGGAGACAUUCUCGAUCGAAGCGUUGACCGAGUCAUCUACCUCGACUCGGAUGUGAUUGUGGUCGACGACAUCACCAAGCUUUGGAACACUGAGUUGACCGGGUCACGUGUCAUCGGAGCUCCGGAGUAUUGUCACGCGAACUUCACGCAGUACUUCACUCCCGGGUUCUGGUCAGACCCGGAAUUACCGGGUCUAAUCUCGGGUCGAACACCUUGCUAUUUCAACACGGGAGUGAUGGUGAUGGAUAUGGUUAGGUGGAGAGAAGGGAACUACAGGGAGAAGCUUGAGAGAUGGAUGCAAUUGCAGAAGAAGAAGAGAAUCUACGAGCUUGGGUCUUUGCCACCGUUUCUGCUUGUGUUCGGAGGCAAUGUUGAAGCUAUUCAUCAUAGAUGGAACCAGCACGGUCUAGGAGGAGACAACAUACAAGGAAGCUGUCGGUCUCUGCACCCUGGUCCCGUGAGUUUGUUGCAUUGGAGUGGGAAAGGGAAGCCAUGGGUGAGACUUGAUGAGAAGAGGCCUUGUCCGUUGGAUCAUCUUUGGGAGCCAUAUGAUCUUUAUAAGCACAGGAUUGAGAGAGCUAAGGAUCAGUCUCUGUUUGGGUUUGCUUCUUUGUCGGAGUUAACAGAUGAUUCCAUCUUUUUGUGA
This is a messenger RNA of Thlaspi arvense, 1164 nucleotides long. The record is from the annotation of a GenBank genome assembly. Lineage: Eukaryota; Viridiplantae; Streptophyta; Magnoliopsida; Brassicales; Brassicaceae.